AUGCUCUCUGGGACCCCACAGUUCUGCCCCCAGCAGGAACCAUUGCUCAGAAGAAAAGGCAGAAUGUUCCCCUGGGCCCUGGCUGUUCUGUGUGCACUCUGCACAGCGACCAGCGCCACUGAGAAGUGCAUUGUUCCUGCCGACCAGCAGUCCUUGGUCACUGAACUCCAACGUAGGAUGGAGAGCUCUGUCGUCCUGCAAAGCCCACCGAACCCCAGCAUCCUGAUCGCUUUGAACCUGGCCGGCACACAGGAUGGCACGAAGGAAAAGCUACUGGUGCAGCAGAUAAAAGACAGGGUCAUCAAGGAAGGCACAGCGGAAAUGACCUCUGGCGAGGUGGCCCUCUACGUCCUCGCCCUCCUCUCGUCUUGCGAGGAUCCCAAGCGCGUCACGGCUGACAUCAACUUGGUCGAAGUCUUGAAGUUGAAAACCAAGGAGGAGUUGACCUACUUGAGUGACCACGGCACGCCCAAGACGACAUUCUACCAGCUCAGCCUGGACACCCUGGCUCUGUGCCUAGAAGGGGCCAAUGUCAAAGAGGCAGCUCUAAGCCUGACCAAGGAGGCGCUGGCCAAGGACUUCUUUGUGGACACCGGAGCCAUGGCGACUCUGGCACUGACCUGCGUGCACAAUGGGCUGGUGAAGGCUGAGCAGUACAGGAUCCUGGAGCCCAUCCACGAGGCGCUGGACAAGCUCAGAGAGCAGAUUCUCAGGGCCGUGGAGACCAACACCGCCAAUAUAUACAGCAUCGGCUUGGCUCUUCAGGCACUCAAUGUCACUCCGGUGUCCUAUCCCUCCGGGGACUGGAGCUGCUCACAGACGUUAGCCAAGGUGCUCACCGAGAUCUCCCAGGGAGCCUUUGACAACCCCAUGGCCGCUGCCCAGAUCCUCCCUUCCCUCGUGGGCAAAACCUACCUUAAUGUGAUCAGACUCAGCUGCUUGACAGUCAUGGUGGAAUACACCAUCAUCAACCACCUCAGGGGGCCAUACUUCAACCACACCAUCCGCGUGAGUGUACCCAAAGGCUCUGUGCUGCUCUCCGUCCUGCAAGCGGCUCAGCAGAACAAUCCACAGGACUUCAGCUACGAAACAAAGCAGACAUCCUGGGGCCUCAUGGUGGUCUCCAUCAACAGCCGUGCUGCCAACUCCAACGACAAGACCUACUGGCAGUUCUUCAACGGCACAAAGGCCCUGGAGCAAGGUGUCGACAGCUAUGUACCAAGUAACAACGAGCAUAUCAAGGCCAUCUUCAGCACAUAUUGA
Messenger RNA from Emys orbicularis (European pond turtle), 1263 nucleotides. Its product is annotated as cobalamin binding intrinsic factor-like. Bases 1 to 1263 code for a protein of 420 amino acids. The transcript has 9 exons. Gene Ontology annotation, molecular function: cobalamin binding. The record is from RefSeq and is a predicted model, not a curated record. Gene Ontology annotation, biological process: cobalamin transport. Lineage: Eukaryota; Metazoa; Chordata; Testudines; Emydidae.